UUUAUAUGGUACCACUAGCAAAUCUUCUGCAUUUAUUAUAAAUAUGUAUCGAAUUUUCGUAUACGGCACUCUGAAGCGAGGAAUGCCUAACCACAGCUUGAUUGAAGACGUUCAAAAUGGAAAAGCUGUUUAUGUUGCUAAUGGCACCAUGGCCGAGAAAUAUCCGAUGGUCGUCGAGCCUAACUUUGGGAUUCCAUUUCUUUUGGACAAUCCAGGAGAGGGCAAGAACGUGGAAGGCGAAGUAUGGGACGUAGACUCCAACAUGUUAAAAAAGCUCGAUGGAAUAGAAAUGCAUCCCGAUUGGUAUACGAGAUUCGAAAAAGACAUUGUUGUCAAAGAUGAAGCCGCAGAGAGCAACAAGUCUGCUAUAAUAAAAUGUUGGACGUACAUUUUAUGUGACUUCAGUCCAAAGUUAACAACCUACAAGUAUCUAUCAACUUAUACAAAUGAGGAUGUUGUAUACAUUCCACCCAAUGAGAGGUUUUUGAAGAAUUUCGAUCCGUGGUCAAUGAAGAAAUGAUUUUCAUGACCCGCAUUCCCAUUGUCAGCAUGUUUCCAUCAAAACUUGGGACUGAAGUGUAUGUCGUUUCAAGCGUUAUAAACGAAUGAUAUGUGAGGUUACAUUAAUAUAAUUCGUUAAUUCAAAUAUAUAUGUAGCAAAGAGAUUCAGGCAAA
Molecule: messenger RNA, 675 nt
Organism: Styela clava
Lineage: Eukaryota; Metazoa; Chordata; Ascidiacea; Stolidobranchia; Styelidae
Product: putative gamma-glutamylcyclotransferase CG2811
Cellular component (GO): cytosol
Molecular function (GO): gamma-glutamylaminecyclotransferase activity
Source: RefSeq, a predicted model, not a curated record